Molecule: messenger RNA, 893 nt
Organism: Puccinia graminis f. sp. tritici CRL 75-36-700-3
Lineage: Eukaryota; Fungi; Basidiomycota; Pucciniomycetes; Pucciniales; Pucciniaceae
Exons: 2
Coding region: 1-855 (284 amino acids)
Source: RefSeq, a predicted model, not a curated record
AUGUACAGGUUUCUUCCAAUACCCGCAACCGCUUUCGACCCGCUCAAUGAGAUGAUAGUCGCUAUACGCUACGGGCUCUUUCCUACGCUUCUCGCGAUUUGGUUCAACCCCAGCAUGUGGGGAAUACAUCGGCGGGAUGUCAGAGCUCGGAUAUCACGAACUUUCUUCUUCCAUGUAUGGAGACGCGUGGCCGAAGAUACCGAUAGACUCCAUCGGGAGAGGAAAUUGGAACUCAUCAGACGACGAGCUUUUGGGGUUGUACUUGACGUUGGGGCCGGGCUCGGCCAUGCCCUUCGAUACCUUGACUCUAGACUGGUGACGCUAUACAUCGCAUGUGAGCCAAACCAGGCCAUGCACCCCGCUAUUCGAACUGAAGCCAAAAAAGCUGGCUUGAAAGCGCAACAAUGUGUGAUUUUUCCGAAUUCGGCCAAUGAGCUGCAACAUCUGAUAGACUCUAAACAUCCGAAACUGAUACCAGGAUCGGUCGACACGAUCAUAUCGAUCCUCUCACUUUGCUCGAUAUUCCAUCCCGAGCAGGAGCGUCUAGACUAUUCCAGAUGGAGGUCAGAUCACCAAGCGAUUUCUCAAGUGAUUGCGACCCUACUCAAGCCCAAGACGGGCAAGAUUUUAUUCCACGAACUGGUCCCCAAUGAGUCAUCACCUCGGAUCCACGCUUGGCAAAGGUUUUGGUCCCCGAUUAGAUCGAUCUACUUUGGCGGCUGUCGACUCGAUGUCCCUUGUCUUCGAAUCUUGAGGGACUUGGGAGGUUGGUCCCGGGUCAAAACUUGGGACACUCACGACGAGGAUCCUGAUACCCUUUUCCCUCACCAAACUGGCGAAUUGAUCAAAGCCUAAAUAUCCAUUCCAUUCCAUUAACAUAAAUUAAUGCCCUC